UCUUCAGUUUCUCGCCGUUCACUUUCACACACAAAGAAAAGGUUAAAAUAAUGGGAAUUUGCAGUUCCUGUGAAGCUACAUCUGUGGCCACAGCAAAACUGAUAUUAUACGACGGAAGAUUGCAGGAAUUCCCAUAUCCUGUAAAGGUUUCUUAUGUAUCACAAAGAAACCCUACGUAUUUCAUCUGUAAUUCCGACGAAAUGGAUUUCAACGACGUCGUUUCAGCUGUGAGUGACGACGAGGAAUUACAGCCGGGUCAACUUUACUUCGCUUUGCCGUUGAGCCGAUUGAAGCAACGGCUUCGGGCGGAGGAAAUGGCCGCAUUGGCUGUGAAAGCCAGCUCGGCGUUGGCCAAGAGUGGUUGCAGUGAGAAGUGCGGUUGCCGGCGGCACUCUUGGUGUUUACCGGCGAGAAUGGCCUGAAGCCGUCGUCAAGAAGCGGGGGACGGUGGUGAUACUGUGAGUAGGCGGAGGAGUAGCGGUGGUGGUGGUGGGAGGAGAGGGAAGUUUGCGGCGAGGUUGAGUGCAAUACCUGAGUAGGGGUAUUUCGGGAAAUGUCGGUCGAAAAUUCAUUAUGUAUGUACAGAGUUUAACGAGGCUAAUGACUGAUCACGAGUUAAUUAACUAGAGUUAUUGGGUUAUUCAAAUCA
Molecule: messenger RNA, 649 nt
Organism: Olea europaea var. sylvestris
Lineage: Eukaryota; Viridiplantae; Streptophyta; Magnoliopsida; Lamiales; Oleaceae
Source: RefSeq, a predicted model, not a curated record